UACUCGGGCAAUCGCUGGUAGCAAACCGACAGUAACCGACAGCACCUUAACGAACAGGUGAAACUAUUCUUUAGCAACUUUUCUUGUGAGCACUGUCGCUUCAAAACAAGUCAGCGGGUGUAUUAGAGACAAAACAUCGACGUGAGUUCAUUAACAGUUAGUUUUCCUUCUCGCAAUGGCAUCGUCUGCAAUGAUCACCGUCCCCACCACCGCCUCCCGCUUCGCCCUGCUCCAGAUAGACUCGGAUUCGGACUCUGACGCAUCCGAUGCGGGGAAGACCACCGCUAAAUCCGGACGGGACUCCUCCGGGAAGCCCCGACAAGGCAAGGCAGGAGGAGCCGGGGGUAAAGGGGCUCAGUGCAACGACAAGAAGAAGGACAAGAAAAAGAAGAAGAGGGAGCAGCAGCAGACUGAGGCAAACGAGUUACGUAAUCUGGCCUUCAAGAAGAUUCCUCAGAAGUCGUGUGUCCCGCCUCCCUGUAUGACACUGUCAGGAAUAGCCAGUGAACUUCUCAAUCCUGCACCAGGGGAACAAAAUAUACCGUCAGAGGGGUGGCAGCAGUGGAAGCAGAGGGAUGAGCAGAUAACCACUGAGCUUUAUGAGGCCGACUUGGAAAAAGCCUUAAUUCUAAGUAAACUUGAGUUUGAACAAAACAAACAGCACAACACAAACGCAUCCUCGCCAAAGUCACGAGGAGGAAAAGAGGGAGGAGGGAAGAAGGACAAAAAGAAGAAUCAGCAGGCAAAAGACAAAAAGACAGUUUCACUGCAGGACUUCCAGGCUGAGGGCAGUGCAGAACAUUUGAGUAAGAAACAAGAGAAGGAGGACGCCAGAGUGACUAACCUAGCGUUGGGAACCGGGCAGGAGGAGCGUUUUUUUAACAAGCUUGAGGAUGAUGUCACUCGAAUUAUUCAACAGGAGAAGAGACGUGAGCAGUACGCCAACAGCCAGGGACAGGAAGUCAACACAUCUACAGAACAUGAACCGGACCCCCGAGCAGAGCAGCUGAAGUACGACCUGGAGAAGAAAGACCAGGAAAUCGACAAAUUAAAGAAGAACAUUUCACAGUGGGAGGGGAAAUACAGAGAGGUGAAAACAAGAAAUUCCCAGCUUCUUAAAAUGCUCCAACAGGGAGAGAUGAAAGACAAAGCAGAACUUCUUCUACAGGUGGAAGAGCUAUUACACAUAAAAGAAGAACUGUCAUUACAGGUAGCAUCAUUACACGCUGCACUUGAACAAGAAAGAUCUAAAGUCAAAGGUCUGCAAUCAGAACAACCGAAACAUCAGGGAAACAAGAAAGGGAGGAAAGGCUCGGAGAUGGAUCUAUGAAGGUCCAAAACAGAAAAGAUCUUAAAAGCAAAACUCAAUAAAUGGAUGAACAAAUGAAGUAAAAAAUCAACUGAUCUCAUAAUCAGGGUUUUCUUUCCUUAUUUGGUUCUUUUUUUUUCUAGCUGGGACUCCAUGUCAGCAUAUAAUGCAUGCCCCCCUAAGUACACACACACACACACACACACACACACACAGAGUACACUCCAGAGGCAGCAGGAUGUAAUACACGGCUGAACAAGAAUGACUAAGCUUUCAGAGAUGACUAAAUUUAAACUUUGUGUUCAAUCGGUGACUUGGCACACAGUGCUGCCCUCUGCAGACACAAGCAUCUAUAGUACUGUUAAAGGCCGCGUGCCUGUUCUUUGUGUGGGUUUAAUGCCAAAAUGACAGAAGUGAAAUGUAUGUUUUUGUUGUUGUUUUUUUCUUUCUCACUGUUAAGUAAAUAAAAUACUUUUUUCAGUGAAAAAAAAA
This is a messenger RNA of Epinephelus lanceolatus (giant grouper), 1801 nucleotides long. RefSeq names its product G kinase anchoring protein 1 (gene gkap1). Gene Ontology annotation, biological process: signal transduction. The record is from RefSeq and is a predicted model, not a curated record. NCBI's taxonomy places the organism in Eukaryota, Metazoa, Chordata, Actinopteri, Perciformes, Serranidae. Gene Ontology annotation, cellular component: Golgi apparatus.